AUGACAUCAACAUCCAAAGGAAUUCUCCGCCCAUUUUUAAUUGUCUGCUUUAUUCUGGGCUUCUUUAUGGCAUGUCUUCUCAUUUACAUCAAGCCCACCAACAGCUGGGUCUUCAGUCCAAUGGAGUCAACCAGCUCAGUGCUGAAAAUGAAAAAUUUCUUCACCACCAAAACUGAUUCCGUUAAUGAAACUACUAUUCUGAUUUGGGUGUGGCCGUUUGGGCAGACCUUUGACCUUACCUCCUGCCAAGCAAUGUUCAACAUCCAAGGAUGCCAUCUCACAACAGACCGUUCUCUCUACAACAAAUCUCACGCGGUUCUGAUCCAUCACCGAGACAUCAGCUGGGAUCUGACGAAUUUACCUCAGCAGGCCAGGCCACCCUUCCAGAAAUGGAUUUGGAUGAAUUUGGAAUCCCCAACUCACACGCCCCAGAAGAAUGGUAUUGAGCACCUAUUCAAUCUCACUCUGACUUAUCGCCGCGACUCAGACAUCCAAGUGCCUUAUGGCGUAUUGACGGUGAGCACAAACCCCUUCGUGUUUGAAGUGCCAAGCAAAGAGAAGUUAGUGUGCUGGGUUGUAAGUAACUGGAACCCUGAGCACGCCAGGGUCAAGUAUUACAACGAGCUAAGCAAAAGCAUUGAAAUCCAUACGUAUGGGCAAGCAUUUGGAGAGUAUGUGAAUAAUAAAAAUUUGAUUCCUACCAUAUCUACUUGUAAAUUUUACCUUUCCUUCGAAAACUCAAUCCACAAAGAUUACAUCACAGAAAAGCUCUACAAUGCUCUUCUGGCUGGCUCCGUACCUAUUGUCCUGGGGCCAUCUAGGGAAAACUAUGAAAAUUAUAUUCCAGCAGACUCAUUCAUUCAUGUGGAAGAUUAUAACUCUCCAAGUGAGCUAGCAAAGUAUCUGAAGGAAGUUGACAAAAACAAUAAGUUGUACCUUAGUUACUUUAACUGGAGGAAAGAUUUCACAGUAAAUCUUCCACGGUUUUGGGAAUCACACGCAUGCUUGGCUUGUGAUCAUGUGAAAAGGCAUCAAGAAUAUAAGUCUGUUGGUAAUUUAGAGAAAUGGUUUUGGCAUUAG
Molecule: messenger RNA, 1080 nt
Organism: Myotis myotis
Lineage: Eukaryota; Metazoa; Chordata; Mammalia; Chiroptera; Vespertilionidae
Gene: FUT9
Product: fucosyltransferase 9
Exons: 1
Coding region: 1-1080 (359 amino acids)
Cellular component (GO): membrane
Molecular function (GO): alpha-(1->3)-fucosyltransferase activity
Source: RefSeq, a predicted model, not a curated record